AGGCGGGCUUUCUAAGAUUAAUGUGAGGAUAGUGGUGCAUUCUUGUUUGGAUACCUUGGCUAUCUUCGCUCAUGUUAUGUUCCGUUAUUUGGUCGUCAAAUUAAACUCAAUACUCUUUAGUUUCUGAGUCAUUGGAAAUAGUUUAUCUGUAGUCAACACGUUUACAUGUUUGAGUCGAUAUCACUGUCCUGAUAUUUAGGUUGAGUGCAUCAGUUAAGUGACAAUUAACCAUAAUUCUGUUCCAUAUCUUAGCGUGUUUAUUUAUGUACGGGUACUCUAGUUACCAAUGAGUUCAUGCAAUGUUAGUCCGACAGCCUGCUAAGUUCUAGCCCAUGUAUAGAUGUUGCUUAAGAAUCUUCCCAUCACACUAUUAAAGUACAAAGUUGCAAAUUCGAAAAUUGCUAACUAUUUAGUUAUCUUGAAACAAUGAGUCCGUUACCUGUUUAUUAUAUCUACUUCGUACUUAGGCCUUCUGUCCAUACUACGUGGUCUUGAUCAGUAACUACCUAGCUAUUAAGGCUCGUAUUAAUGAUUUUGUGUACUUGAUUGUCCCAUCUGUGUGGACUUUUAGGGUGGGAAUAAUCAUAUUUUUCAUCUAGUCCUGACCGUUUGUUAGUGGGAUUUCCUCUGUUACUCCAGUAAUUUAGUAACAGAUAGGUUCAUUAUUGUAUUUUACUUCAAAAGCGUGACAAGUAAUAACAGGAUCGCAUUGCUCUCCCACAUUCAAAGUUUCAGACUCAGUUUCUAGUACUGAGCUUUUAAUAGUUUAUUUUUAUCUUCAGGGAAAACGUGGAGUCACGACUGAUUGAUAAAAAAAAUGUACUAGAUACUCAUUUAAAGUCCGAUGAAGCGGAAGAGGGAGAAGUCAACGAUGUAUCCGACCAGGAAGAUAGUGUAUCAGACUUUUCGAGUAAUAGUGAUUCUUCAAAGCCUUACAACAACAACUCAUCACCAAAGCCUAGAAAUGUGAGCUGUAUGUCAAAAGUGUCAGACAACGGGGGAUCAUCUCUGAACACUCAAAAUCCAUCAAUACACCAUGUCCGAACCUAUAACAGUAGACCUGUCAAAAUAACGGAUACUACCCAUGUGCCAAAGAAGAUAAACACAAGUCCUGCCAAUCCUAAUUCAGAUAUUGCUUUCGAUCGAAUUUCGUCUCAGGAAAAGCAAAAUGCAACUAGACUGCAGCACGUAGUCAAUCGUGCUAAAGCUUCAGAUGCACAAAUGUUGUCUGAGCAGGUCGAACCACUUCAUGUCUCGAUGCCUGUCAAGUUAAAUAAUAAUCUCCAGGGUCUACGGGACUUGGAAAAGAUGCAACUUCAGAUGCAACUAGAAGUCUCAAAUAAUCAAAAUAAACAUAACCAUACUUCUACUUCCUACCCCUGUUCCUCUCAACGAGAUAUGGCACCUCAAAGUAUGUUUCCUGGUUUUGUCCCCGGCGGAACACCAGUACCGGCGCAAAAUUCUGUGCAGAGGGUUGCUUCUGUUGAAGCUGUUCCAGAAAACAACAAUAGUGAUAAUCAUUUUGGCUUAUCUGGCUCGUGGCGAGUAGCUGUUCCCCCUUCGUCUGCAUUAGGUUCUCAACAAGAAAUUGAAAAGAUGCACAUGAUGUAUCAGAAAGCCUGUCAACUCUAUCAGCGUGCUGUAGCUACUAUCGGGUCGACACCUAAUGUUAACAUCCAACCCCCACCUUUUGGAACUCCUAUUGGUUCUCCUCCUCCGAUGUCUCUCCAAUCAUUUCCCCCAACUCUGAUGCCUGUUACUGCUGUUGAACGUUCGACACCUGUGUCUCCGUCCAAAUUCAUCCCGUCUCAACUUCCUCAUGAUAUUCCUAGAAAUGUACUUAAUCAUCAUGCGCAGUCAGCUAGUAUUCAGACUGCUUAUUCGAUGGCAUAUUCAUCCGCUUAUCAAGAGACUUUAAAGUUUAUGUCUACUAACACGGGAAAUAGUUUGAUCCCUAACACACCGGAAUACACAUCUCAAUGGCAUCGCUAUUUCAAUCACUAUAUGAAUUAUUAUUUGCAGGUUCAUAACUAUACACCUUCGUUAUCUAGUGAGCAACAGCCAGUUUUCUUUCCUCCCACUGGACUACCACCUCCUCCUAAUAGUGCAUCCUCUUGUGCCGAUUUUCCUGUUCUUCAAUCCAAGCCAGAUAUUCAUAACCAUCAUGAUUCUAAGCGCCUACGCAUAUCGCCUAGUGAGAAUCUUCAUAGUAUUCGUACUGUAUCCAAUCCUGAACCUUCCAAUCGCCCCAGUUCCCCAUCUGAUACGAAAAGUGUAAGAAGCGACAUAUCAAAAAAUGAUCUAUCUUUGUCAAAGUAUUUAUGGAUAAGCAAUCUCCCUCAAGGCGUUCGAGCGGUAGAUAUUAAAGAAAUGUGUGCACCAUACGGAAAAGUAAGUUGUUUGUUUAUAUUGUAGUCGUACUGACUAUAUUUUUUAUUGACGACAAUCAUUCCUUUCUUAAAAUCCGAACAUGGCAAAAUCUGAACUUAGUUUCUCGAUUGAAGUCAUCCAUAAAACGGAAAAAGUAAGUUACCUAAUGCUCAUAGAUAACUUUUAAUGAUGUAUUAGUUAGUCAACGGAUUAAUAUCUCAUAUGGUUUAGGUUCUGUACAAGGUGUUUUGUACUACCUUUCGAUUUAUCCAUCAGCCGAUGUGUUGUCGCACAUUCCACAUAGGCAGUUAUUCUUCCGUAGCAAGCAUGUGUGGUUUUGGGCUUUUUUGUUAUCCUGAAGGCUGUUAACUACAAUGUACGGGAGCAAUGAGUUAAAGCGUUCGACUAUCAGCUACCAAGCCACUGGUUCAAACCGUUGUUCCAUGUAAUUCGGUUCGGAUAAUCGGGUAGUAUUAAAAGCCCUUACACUUGGAGUAUACUUCAUGCACAGAUACCUAUUAAAUUAGUUGACCUGAAAGUUUUGAGUACAGAAUAUAGUUGUUAGUGAGUUGCUAGUCGACCUUGCUUUUUUAACUAUUUAAUGAUGCUUAGAUUUGAUGAGUAAGAAUGUAUGAGCAAAGUGUUUUUAUUCCGACUGUAAAUGAUUCAGUAAAAUGACUUCUAAUUCUAGCAUCUCAUCAUAAAUUCUGUUUGAUAUGUUCUCUUCAUUGUUAAUAUCCUAAUUCUUAGGUUUUCUGAAGAUUUUGCCAAUGUGCCAUGUCAAAUUAAAGGCACUUGAUUAUUUUACAUUUUCCUGACUAACAGUUGUGAGUAAUUGACACACAUUACAAACUUAUUCAUUUAAACCAUGUAUUUACCCAUUUUUUGAAGCUAAGCAAAUAUAAAUUGAUAAACACGAGAUAUUUAAACAAUGGCAUUUUAGUUAUAUUAGAAUGUUUAUACCCACCAUCUGAUGAUAAAAGGCGAAUAUGAUCAUUUGAUGUCUUGUGCGAUUGGCAGCCUUGCUGCUUUUUGUUAACAAGUAUCAUUUGGAAUCUAAUGAUUUCAGCCUUACUGAUGGUUACUUUUAAGCAUAAUUCUUCUUCAUGUACUUUACGGAGCAACUAAAACUCUCAACAUUUCUUUUUAGGUGCAAACAAUAAAAAUAGUGGGCAGUAAAAAGAAUAAACCCCCAUCUAUUUACGCUUAUCUCAUUAUGGAGACUUCAGAGGCUGCAGUUCGUCUUGUGAAAGCCUUACAAGGUGUAAAGUUCUCUGAAAAUGAGUUAAAGAUCAAGCAGAUCAAUCCAAUCCGUUUGCCAUGAUCAAAAGUUUGUGAACGGUCAGCCAUGUAUAUUUUCGCUGUGCAUUUAUUUUAUAUAUUUUUUCAAUUGAUGUACAUUUUACAAACGUAAAUGUCUUGUAUAUAUUUUUUAAUGCCA
This is a messenger RNA of Schistosoma turkestanicum, 3811 nucleotides long. NCBI's taxonomy places the organism in Eukaryota, Metazoa, Platyhelminthes, Trematoda, Strigeidida, Schistosomatidae. The record is from the annotation of a GenBank genome assembly.